UGUCGGUUGCCAAAAAAUAUAAAAAACGGAAUGGUGUGUUUAGGUGGCUGUAAAGAUAAUUUUUAAACUUGCACAAACCGAGACUUAAAAUUAAAUUUAAAGAUUGCACAAUGCAAUUUACCCUGAUCUUUGGACUUCUCCUAGCUGGGGGAUUCUAUUCCCAGCUGGAAUUAGCAGAAGGAGCCAAGAUUCUGGCAGUAUAUGCCUAUCCAGGCAAAUCUCAUUUCAUGAUGCACAAUGCAUUAAUGAGAGAACUUGUUGAAAGUGGCCAUCAGGUGACCAUGAUCACGGCCUUUUCCCUGGAGAAAGAACAGCUGGGCGAGAACUUCACGGAGAUCCUAAUAGAACCUGUAUAUGAUUACUGGAACGAUGUCAAGCAGAACUUUAAAGCCGAUCACCUGUUCGAGCUGACCCGACUGACCAGCCAUGAUUUCCUGAAGAUGCUCGAGAUCAUAGGUCUCAAGACCACGGAACAUGCUCUCAAGCAGCCCAAGGUUCAGGCUCUCAUCCAUGCCCAGGAGACGGAGGGGGUCUUUGAUCUCCUCCUGGCGGAGCAAUUCUACCAAGAGGCCUUCUUGGCUUUUGCCAAGAUUUACAAGAUACCAGUGGUGACCACGAGCACUCUUAGUUAUGAGAACAACAUGAGCCAGAUGAUGGGUCUGAUUUCACCUUGGUCCUUUGUCCCUCACGGUUUCUCGCCCUUUACGGAUCGCAUGAAUUUUCUGGAGAGAGUGACGAACUCGUAUGUGUCUUUGUACGAGGAUUUGCAAAGGCUCCUCAGCUACUUUCCCAAAAUGGAUGCCGUGACAAGGGAGUUCUUUGGUCCCGUUCUGGGUGAAGUGCCAAAGGUAAGGCACAUGGAGCGCCAAAUCUCUCUGAUGCUACUUAAUGGUCAUGCACCAAUGACCACGGCACGCCCCACGGUGGAUGCCAUGGUCCCAGUGGGUGGCAUGCAUAUAUAUCCGCCCAAAGCUCUUCCCCAGGACAUGCAGGCCUUCUUGGACGGUGCCGGCGAAGCAGGCGCCAUUUACUUCAGCCUGGGCAGCAAUGUCCAGAGCAAGGACAUGCCGCCAGAGAUGCUGAGCCUGUUCCUGCGGGUCUUUGGUUCCCUCCAGCAGCGGGUUCUUUGGAAAUUCGAGGACGAAAGCAUUGGCCAGCUGCCGGAGAAUGUGAUGGUACGCAAGUGGAUGCCCCAGGCGGAUAUUCUGGCCCAUCGCCACGUCAAGGUGUUCAUCACGCACGGCGGCCUCUUCGGCACCCAGGAGGGUGUCCACUAUGCAGUGCCCAUGCUGGGAAUACCCAUCUACUGUGAUCAGCACUUGAAUAUAAACCAAGCCGUGCUGGGGGGCUAUGCCAUCAGUCUACACUUCCAGUCCAUCACCGAGGAGAGCCUACGGCACUCCUUGCAUCAACUCCUGCAUAAUAGCACCUACAAGGAAACCAUUCAGCGGAUGUCAAACAUCUUCAGGGAUAGACCUCAGGAUCCUCGACGAACCGCUGUCUACUGGAUCGAGUAUGUCAUCCGGCAUGGAGGAGCUCCGCACAUGCGAUCCGCUGGCUUGGACCUCAAUUGGUUCCAGUUCUAUUUGCUGGAUGUGAUUGGCUUUGCUGUAGUCAUUUUGAUAGCUGGAAUCCUGACCAUUUGGCUAGCUAUUCGACUGCUGAUGCGCAGUUACAAGAAGCUCAGGAAAACUAAGAAUGAGUAG
Drosophila kikkawai is the source of this 1706-nucleotide messenger RNA. Its product is annotated as UDP-glycosyltransferase family 49 member C1. NCBI's taxonomy places the organism in Eukaryota, Metazoa, Arthropoda, Insecta, Diptera, Drosophilidae. The record is from RefSeq and is a predicted model, not a curated record. Gene Ontology annotation, molecular function: UDP-glycosyltransferase activity.